AUGUCAAAAGUCGAUAAACCUGAGCUAAUGAAACUCAACAACCCAAAUUAUGCCCAUCUGGUAGAGAGAUACAAACAUUUGAACGGUGCAAAAUUCGAAGAUCCUGACACCCGUACACAAAUACCUAUACACCUUGUGCUUGGGGCUAGCGAUUAUGCCAAAAUUAAAACCACUAUGGCUCAAAAGGUGGGGAAGCCGGGGCAGCUGGUGGCAGAGAAAACCCUCCUCGGUUGGACGGUGAUGUCUCCAGGGAAGGAGGGUCCCAUCCUGUUAACUCAAUCCACUACUAUAGAUUGUGAGCAGUUAUGUGCAUUAGAUGUCCUCGGACUUCUGGACAGAAAUGAAAAUGGUCAGAAAACUGUGUAUGAGGAAUUUGAAGAGCAGCUUAGUAGAGAUCAAGCGGGCUGGUAUGAGACAUCAUUAACAUGGAAAGGGAAUUAUCCCCCACUGCCAACUUAUGAGAACAGUAGCAAGCGUCGCCUAGAGCAGUUGCUUAAGCAACUUUAACGGAACGGACAGUACAAACAGUAUAAUGACAUUAUACAACAACAGUUAAAUCAGGGAGUAAUUGAGCUGGCACUUACCACUAAAACAGCAAAAGAAUUUUACAUCCCCCGCAAAGGCAUAGAAAGGAAGCAAGCUGAAACCACUAAGUUGAGAGUGGUCUAUGAUGCGUCUGCGAAAGAGAGCAAAUCCCAACCAUCCCUCAGUGAUUGUCUCCACCCAGGCCCCCCUCUCCAGAACCUGUUAUGGGACGUCCUUGUUAGAUCUAGAUUUCACCCAAUUCUGUUAACAGGUGAUUGGAAACAGGCUUUUCUGCAAAUCAGAAUAAAGGCCGAAGAUCGAGAUUCAUUGCGAUUUCACUCGAAAGAGACUGGGAACGGUGCAAUACAAAUCUACCGUUUUACUCAAGCCCUGUUUGGACUGACUUGCUUCCCAUUCCUUCUCAGGGGAAUCCUUAAACACCAUCUGGAUGCUUGGGAAGAUCGCUAUCCCGAGAUAGUGAAACAAUUAUGUGAAGGGUUGUAUGUUGAUGAUUUGAUUACGGGGGGUACCACAGUCGCAGAAAUCCAGACCCAGAAGGAGAGACUAAGAGAAGCAUCUUGUCAAAAUUAG
Messenger RNA from Paramuricea clavata, 1116 nucleotides. The record is from the annotation of a GenBank genome assembly. NCBI's taxonomy places the organism in Eukaryota, Metazoa, Cnidaria, Anthozoa, Malacalcyonacea, Plexauridae.